ACGGCCGUUACCCCGGCAACCGCCCGGCUUCCCGCGCCCACCCACCUCUGCCGGGCUACGGCGAGCGGCGAGCGGCAGAAAGAGCCGGCGCGGGCGGGGGGCGAAGCGCCCCCUGCCCUUCCCUGCAGAGCCGGGGGCAGGUGAGGGAGAGCCCCGGCCGGGAACUGCUCCCCCCGCUUCCCUGGCUGCACCCAGCCCCGCCUCGCCCUCUGCUUUUCCCUGCAGAGCCGGGGGCAGCAAGGGUUCAACGAUCAUUCAGAAUCUGAAGUGGAGGAAUCUGAGGACCACACACCUACAGUUGAAUCCCCACCAUCACUGGAUGACCUACCCGGCGUGGAAGCACCAGCAUCUGCAGCCCAGCCAUCUGUAGUGGAACUGCCAGUGUCUGCAGACCAGCUGGCUGCCAAAAGCCACCACGUUCUGAUCACCACUUCCUGCUCAUUGUAUAGUCUGCAUCCAGGGAAAGCUCACCUGAGAUCAGUUCACCUGUGGGUGAACUUCAGGCUUUAAAGUCAAGAUGCACACCUCUGAAUCCACACAGGAUGGCAGUAACACCGUUGAGACUGUGUUGUCAGCAGCAGAGAUUACAUUUGAAUCAUUGGAGAAUCCAGAGGCUUUUGGAGACCCCUAUCAAGUUGCCAUGAAUUAUGUGGAGGAACAUAAAAUUCUACAGAUAUUUCAGGAGAUCACAGAAAAACUGCUGAUCCAUAAGCCUGAUGACCCCUUGGAGUUCAUAUUGCUGGAGGUGCAGUCUAUGAUAAAUGCCAGGCAAGCAGAACCGGAGAAACUAUCGGAAUAGAACAAAGAUGUGUAGGUGUUUCUAGAAGAGGGCUUGUGCACUCCUUUUGGCCCCCAUUGACCUUGGUGUCGUGGUAUUGCCACACCAUGCCUUCACAGCACCAUGUAGUCAUUAACAGUAACUUGGAAAAGAUCUGCUUCUCUGUCUCUUGCCUUGUUUCUCUGUUUUGAAUGUCUGUGCUUCCCCCUGGGUUUAAAUCCUGCAGCUAAGUUUUGGUUUGGAAUCACACUGAGAUCUAAGUGUGCAUGGAUGUGCAUGCAUAUAUGGCACAUCUCGAAGAGGCAGGUCUGCUGAACUUCUAGACAUAUAAAUGCAUAAAUCUCAUAUUUUGACCAAUCCACACUCUGCCUCUCUGUGCAGAGAAACCUCACAGCUCACACAAUGCAAGGACAAAAGCAAGUAGAGUUAAAAAGGAGCCCUGGACAACCCACAGCCUUCUUUUUUCAUGCUGCAUCAGUGGCUUACUGUGUCCAGUUAUGCAUCAGCAGCACCAAUGCCUAUCUCGUACUUUGAUAGCUUGUGUCCAGGCUUUCCCACUGCCCCCAGAGCUCCUCUAAUGCAAGAAGCUGCCUCUCUGCCUCUUCCACACACUGGAUACAGCUGUCUCACCCUUAAUUAUCCCUGCUGGACACUGAUCACUCUGCUUUUUGGGGUGGCCCUGCCUGUAUCAUUGUAAGUACAGUGUAUAACCAGAACAGUAAAGCAACAGUUGCACACACCCUUUAUGCUUUCAGGAGACAUUGUCACUCAGGUAUGUGGGAGGUGAAUAAAAGCAAACAAACCAAAACCAAGCACUGGUAGAGAAUUAAGAAUCAAGGUACAUUUCGCAAGCACAUUAUUUGAACUGUGUUUGAUUUUUGAAACACUUACAAUCCUUAUUUUCAUACUAUCCAAGUGUCUGCUUCUACGCUGUAAAAAAAACCCUUUUUCUUUCUUUUUGUUCUCUCUUGCCUGACAAUUAUUGAAAAUGUGCAACAGAGCAUACUGUUAUUUUGGCUUAAUAGAUUGUCUUAUAUGCAGUAGAUGCCAGAAGGGGUUUUUAUGUCACUACAGGCUUUU
Passer montanus (Eurasian tree sparrow) is the source of this 1858-nucleotide messenger RNA. RefSeq names its product testis expressed 55 (gene TEX55). The coding region runs from base 518 to 799 and encodes 93 amino acids. The transcript has 4 exons. The record is from RefSeq and is a predicted model, not a curated record. Lineage: Eukaryota; Metazoa; Chordata; Aves; Passeriformes; Passeridae.